This is a messenger RNA of Saccoglossus kowalevskii, 3582 nucleotides long. RefSeq lists its product as uncharacterized. The record is from RefSeq and is a predicted model, not a curated record. NCBI's taxonomy places the organism in Eukaryota, Metazoa, Hemichordata, Enteropneusta, Harrimaniidae. Gene Ontology annotation, molecular function: protein binding. Gene Ontology annotation, cellular component: cytoplasm.
AUGGCUCGGCCCACCAUCGACAUAAGUACAUACUUUUCAGCGAAUCUACAAGAGAAAGGCACCUACCAGUUUAUGAUCACGGCAGAAGAGCUUCCAGACCCAGAGCAGGAGCAAAUUGUUAGGAAAGCUAUGGAACAUCCAUACUGGAUGAGGACAACAAAGAUCCAGGUACACAAUUGCACUGCAAUAUGGAAGCAAUUGACGGAUAAAAAAUACAGCUUAGUAAUAAAAUGUAAAGUAUUAAGCUCUAUUCCAUUCUAUGUACGUGAAGAUAAAAGAUCUCCAAGAGUGAGUCAGAUAUUAUUAGCUGUGAAUAGAAUGAAUGAUAUCCCUGAAGGUAUGGAUGUUUUUGUUGAGUUGAGGAACUGUAGUAUGGACCGGAAUAAGAUUAAGGAGCUUAAACCUGACUUUGGACAGUUGACAACAAUUGAAAACUUGGACUUGGGUAACAACCAAAUGAAGAAAGUGCCUCUGCCAAUAUUUCGACUACAUAAAUUAAAGGUUCUUCGUCUCUCCGUGAAUGAGAUUGAGGAGAUUCCAGUUGGGUUCUCUGCCCUUAAAAACCUGGUAAACUUUAGAAUUGGGUCUAAUAGAUUGAGGUACAUUCCUGAUAAUUUUGGAGAAUGCCAGAGUCUUAAAUAUUUAAAGUUAGCUAGCAAUCGUUUUACAGAACUGCCAAGAGCACUGUUGAAGCUUCAGAAUCUAGAACAGCUGUUGGUCUCAUCAAAUAAAUUGCGUACUGUACCAUUGGAAUUGUUUGAAAACCCCAAGCUGCAGAUGUUCCAUGCUGAGGGGAAUCCUCUUGUACAACCCCCACUAGAAGUUGUUACUCGUGGUUUAUCAGCAGUGCGUGAAUAUUGUAGAGCUUUUAAACAAGGUGAUAUUAAGGAUGACAGACUUAAAGUUAUAUUUCUUGGUGCAUCAGAAGCUGGGAAAACAACUCUAUGCAAAACAAUUGUCGAAGGGAAAUGCACUGUAGAAACUGAGCGCACAGUAGGUAUUGAGAAGCAUUUACUUGAUCUCCGCGAUGUGAAGUUGGUGUUUUGGGAUUUUGCUGGACAGCUUGUUUACUAUCAAACUCACCAUAUCUUCAUUACCCAUGAUGCUUUGGUAGUUCUUGUUGUCAACCUUGCAGAAUACAAGCUUGUUGAUAACAACUUUGAAAACAUGUCAUACAAAGAACUCGUCCAUCUGUGGAUUGCUAAUGUGUCAAUGAGAGUUCCUAAUGCAGUUGUUCUUGUAGUUGGCACACACAUAGAUGUAGUGAAAAAAAGAGGUGAAGAUCCUGAGGCAAAGAUGGAAGAUAUCAUGGAAAGAAUAACAAAUCAGCUCAAAGAAAAAAGAGAUCUCUUAGAAAGUAGGAUUACUACUUUAGAUGAAAGAAUAAAAGACAUGGAGGAAAGUGAAGAUGUGCAACAGGAUAAACUCGAAGUUCUGAGCAGGAAAAUACGAGAGUUGAAAAAUGAAAAAAAGGUAGCAGAUCUUCAGAGUAGGCAUCCUUUCAUCUCAGGAGACGAUGGGUUUGUUCCCAGUGAGUCGCUCGCUCAGUCUUCGUGGUCUCUCCAGGGCGCAGGCCUGGGCAUGUGUGUAUGGAAACCUAGUGCUGCCCAGUCAUCAAGGUUCCCCUCUCUUCCGCACCAACGAAGUCCAAGGAAAUGCAGAGCACUACGUUUGGAGCCGGCUUGGCUGCAGGAGCUGCCAGAAGGGCGACUAAUAGUUGAUCCAAGUGCCUCAGGGUCUCUACUCUGGAUUUCUAUCUGUCCAAAUUACGUAAUGCUUUGCUCUAAAGAACCCAACACAGAAGGACUUGUUGAGUUCAAGGAUGCUGUCAUAAGUCUGGCAUUAGACCAGAAACGAUUUCCACAGCGCGGCAAAAACAGACCCAAAUCAUGGAAGGAAGUUGAGAACUUCUUAUUCGAGGAAAGAAAGGUUUCUCUAAGUGAUGAUAAAAGUCGGACAGGAAUGAGAUCACACAAAUCUCUUAUCCAACGCAUAAAAAAAGAAAUUUUUGGUAUGGAAACACUGGAUAACAUAAACCCUGUCCUGCAUUAUCUUCAUAACUUGGGUGAAAUCAUCUGGUUUGAUGACAUUAAUGAUUUGAAGGAACAUGUCUUUGUCAACCCAUCUAUGCUGAUAGAUGUAUUCAAGAUGGUCAUCAGACAUGAUCUUGAAAAAAACCUCACAAAUUGUAACACAAAAUGGCGUGAUUGGAAGAUUCGGUCAAGUUUAACUAAGAUGAAGUUCAAUAUUUAUCUGAGAAAGUUUCAAGAAGAAGCCUUUAUCAAUCACAAGCUGCUGUACAUUCUCUGGAUGAAGUUGCCUGCCAAAGAAUCUGAAGUAGGUGUACUGGUCCGAAUUCUGGAGCAGUUUGGUCUAUGUCAUACGAUAGAGGACACAGAUGUACGGGCACAACCACAGAAACUGGAUCCAAAAGCUCCAGAUUUUCAGCCUCAGGAACCCACUGGUACACAACCUUUGUCACCAAUACCAAAGGGACUAUCCGAGACCGGGAAACCAGUGAUGAGUGUUACAGAUGCAGUGAUGUAUCAACCAAUGGUUCCAGGAGUUGAACUUAGAAGCGGUUCACUGGAGGUUUCUGCAUGCCAUCAGCUUUCUACAUACCAUCCUCCUUUAGUUCCCCCGUGUAUGCCCAAUUACUACAAUUGCAGCCUAGCACUUGGAAUUCCUCCAUCCGGAAUGCAAGCCAUGUAUACCCAGGAAACAUACCUGCAUACUAAUCAUGGCAUGGUAACUACAGAAAAUCCUUCCCCAAUGUAUGUGCCCUCGGCUGAUGUGGAACCUGGAUAUCCAGCUCCGGUCUAUUGCAAUCCUUAUCCUCAAAUUGCUCCACAUUACAUACUGCCAGAUAGAAAUCCAUAUAUUCCUUUCUGUGAAAGUGGCAUGUUUUCUACAAUUCCUCAUUCUCCAACCUAUAGCCCUCCAUAUAACCAAUACAGUAGCGCACCUAACCUAAUGGUAAAUGGUCAAUUUAUGACCAAUCUAGGGAAUGGCUAUCAGGUAGGGGAAGCAGCUGCAAAUACUACAUCCAUGUUAGGUGUGGCAAUGCCAAAUCAUGAAGAACAAACAACAUUUGCAGACACCGAGUCAGUUGUAUCCAGUACUUCAUCUCUGUCUUUAGAGACUGCAAGCUCUACUUCAAAUAACCCUGAUCAGUCAAAGACAAGAUUCCGGCGAAAGCUUGGAGCAGAAAGUAGAUUUUCAUUAUUCCCAUGCUAUCUCUCAGAGAAACCAAACAUCAAGCAAGAAAUAUGGGAUUCUAAAUGUUCAGAAUGUGAAGAGAUUAAUGUCCAAUUUUCUCUUUUUCCAAUGAAGCCUCGUGGGUUCUUUGAGAAGUUAUCUGUGACCUGUCAUCGAAAGGAUUUAGAUUUAAGGAUCACCUUAUAUCAUAGGCACAUUAAGUUGAUCAAUAACCAGUCAGUGGAGUCCCUUAUCUACAUCACUGACGAGAAUGAUGAAGAAGUGUUUAUGAUUGCCAGAAAGAAAAAGUGUGUUUAUAUGGGAGGCACUCAAGAACUGAGUCCAUACAGUGUAAAGGUGAAGGGCGCUGUGGACAGGACAUAG